This is a messenger RNA of Prosopis cineraria, 1307 nucleotides long. Its product is annotated as GATA transcription factor 9-like. Gene Ontology annotation, biological process: regulation of DNA-templated transcription. The record is from RefSeq and is a predicted model, not a curated record. NCBI's taxonomy places the organism in Eukaryota, Viridiplantae, Streptophyta, Magnoliopsida, Fabales, Fabaceae. Gene Ontology annotation, molecular function: zinc ion binding; sequence-specific DNA binding. The coding region runs from base 187 to 1038 and encodes 283 amino acids. The transcript has 2 exons.
ACGAAAUAGAGAUGUCUGCUUUCUAAAUGACUUGGUAAAUUUGAUUUGUUUUAUUUCGCUUUUUAUCUGCCGACAAAAAACAAGCGAGGGACAUAAAGGGAGCACUGAGACAGGUUUUGUGACUUGUGAGUUGUGACGCCUAUUUUGGCUUUCUUUUUCUUCCUCUCGUUUCUGCUGUCAGUGGCCAUGGACGUGUGCCGGAAUGUAUCAGUUUCCGGUGAGUGCAAGCAAGAGCAGGUUCUUUCCCCUUGUUCGAAGCUUUCUACCUUCUCAACCAGCCUCGAUGACCUCUUCUCUGCUCAGAACACGGAGGUGGAUGUCGGAUUGGAGUGGCUGUCAGUAUUUGUGGAGGACUGCUUUUCCAGCCAAGCAAGCUGCCUCUUGGCACCUCCUUAUGUUCAUCAACCCACAACCACAGCCUCCAAAGCUUCAAAACCAUUGCAGAGACCCCACCAGAAUCAGUCUUCUCUGCAGAAUUUUGCGGUGCCCGGAAAAGCCAGAAGCAAAAGGAAGAGGCUCUCAGCCCCGAGAGCCAAAGACCCUUUAAGCAUCUGGUCACACCAUUUAAACCCACAAAACGAAGCCAUAAGCUCAGACCCUCCUCUUCUCAAACAGGCAUACUGGCUAGCAGACAGUGAACUCAUCUUCCCCAACAAGAAAGAAAAGGAAGAAGAAAGCAAAGAGGGGGAAGCAGAAGCAGGAGAAGAAGAGGAGGCUGAGAAGGGGAUGGCGAGGAAGGAAUUGGAGAGUGAGGUCAGCAAUGGGCAAAAUCCAAUGCCAAGGAGGUGCAGUCACUGCUUGGCACAGAGGACCCCACAGUGGAGGGCAGGACCAUUGGGUCCAAAGACACUAUGCAAUGCAUGUGGGGUGAGGUACAAGUCUGGUAGGUUGUUGCCAGAGUACAGGCCAGCCAAGAGUCCAACUUUUGUGAGCUACCUGCACUCCAAUUCCCACAAGAAAGUCAUGGAGAUGAGGAUGUCUCUUGUUUCUUCUUCUUCUUCUUCUUCUUCUUCUUCCUUUCCCGGGGAGCACCAGUGAUUACCCCAUGUAAAUCAAACUCAGCAAGUUUAGGGGACAAAAUAUAUUUUAGAAACAGAGAGGUUACUCGGGGAAGGGGCUGUUGGGUUAGUCCUAGGAUUACAGACUUCUAUACAUAUUGAUUAGUAGUAUCCGUUUUCUGAUUUUUAUUUCAUCUUGUUCUCCUCAGAGCUAAUAUGCAAUGCAUUCCCCAGUAGUACCUAUUCUUAUUCUCAGUACAAGAAUGUCUUGUCAUGAGUUGGGAUAGCUCCAACUCGGGUUCUCCCUCA